This is a messenger RNA of Eutrema salsugineum, 1892 nucleotides long. RefSeq names its product zinc finger CCCH domain-containing protein 3. Bases 373 to 1611 code for a protein of 412 amino acids. Gene Ontology annotation, molecular function: mRNA binding; metal ion binding. The transcript is spliced from 7 exons. The record is from RefSeq and is a predicted model, not a curated record. NCBI's taxonomy places the organism in Eukaryota, Viridiplantae, Streptophyta, Magnoliopsida, Brassicales, Brassicaceae.
UCGGAGGAGAGAAAAGGGCAAAAACAAAUAGAAAAAAGAAGAUCCGAAAAUUUCCUCUGAAUUUUCUCACACUCUCUGGGCAAAGGAAAAGAAGAGAAAAAAGGAAGAAAAUCCAAAUCACUCGGGAAUAUUUUACCAUAGAUUUGGAUCUGUUCUGAUGAGAAAUAUCUCAGUGGAAAAUUAAAAUUGAAGACUGUUAAAGCUUUUAUUUUUUUUCUUUCUUUCUUUCUACCUCUGUUCUUCAUUGACAUUUUCUCUUCUCACCCAGAGAUAAUAAAAAGUGAGGAUAGCAAUCUGUUUCUUUUACAUGGUCAUUACUCUUUAUCUUUGAUUCCCACCUUUCUGUUUGAUCAUCGUCUUCAUUGUUCUUACAUGCGACCCAUGUCAGACACUCAGCUUGUUCAGAGCUCUACUGGGUCGAUUCGAUCUUCUGGUAAAAUCGAAGAUGCCUUUAAGAAGAUGAAAGUAAAUGAAAACGGAAUGGCGCAAUCGAAUCCGACUCUGUAUCCAGAUCGUCCCGGUGAAAGAGAUUGCCAGUUCUAUCUAAGAACUGGUCUGUGUGGCUAUGGAAGCAGUUGCCGUUACAAUCAUCCCACUCAUCUUCCACAGGGUGUUAUGUAUUACAAUGAGGAGCUCCCGGAGAGAAUUGGACAGCCGGAUUGUGAGUAUUUUCUGAAGACAGGAGCUUGUAAGUAUGGCUCAACUUGUAAAUAUCACCACCCAAAAGACAGGAAUGGUGCAGAACCUGUGUUGUUCAAUGUUCUCAGUUUACCUAUGCGUCAGGGUGAGAAGCCGUGUCCAUAUUACCUGCGAACGGGAACGUGCAGAUUCGGAGUUGCUUGCAAAUUCCACCAUCCUCAACCUGAUAAUGGACAUUCUACUGCAUACGGAAUGUCUAGUUUUCCUUCUUCAGGUUUACAUUAUGCUGGUGGACUGACAAUGAUGCCUACAUAUGGAACUUUGCCUCGUCCGCAAGUUCCUCAGUCCUAUGUUCCCGUCAUGGUUUCACCCUCUCAAGGCCUUUUGCCUCCUCAAAGCUGGGCCACUUACAUGGCUGCAUCUAACUCCAUGUAUAAUGUGAAGAACCAACCUUUUUACUCCGGUUCUAGUGCAUCAAUGCCCAUGGCUGUGACAUUGAAUGGUGGUUUGCCUGAAAGAUCUGAACAACCAGAAUGUCGGUUUUUUAUGAAUACCGGGACAUGUAAAUAUGGAGACGAUUGCAAAUACAAUCAUCCCGGAGCAAGGAUUUCACCACCACCACCAAAUCUUAUAAACUCUUUUAUUCUUCCAAUGAGACCUGGACAACCAACUUGUGGUAACUUCAAGUCUUAUGGAUUCUGCAAGUUUGGGCCAAACUGCAAAUUCGACCACUCAAUGCAGCCAUACCCGGGCUUGACAAUGCCUUCUUCUCUGCCUGCUCCUAAUGCUUCACGUGUGUCAACCCAUCAGAAGAUCUCACCAUCACCAAGCCGCUCUAAUUCAAAGUCUCUGUCUAAUAAGAAACCCGAUAUGAAGAAGGAAAGCUCAGACGCUGAGAAACCAGGCGAUGGUUCUGCACAGUUAAGUAACUCAGAAGUUCAGGAUUUGUCUGAGCAUUCGUCAUCGCCAUGAUCCUGAUUUAUGAUCACAUCAUCGAGAAUCAUUAGCAAUCUCCCCACUCAGGCUUCUAAAGAUCUCAAUGAUCUCUCUCUGCCUUUUUUUUGUGAAGUUUUGAUGAAGCAGGGGAAGGGGAUGUGCAAGUGUUACUCGUUUUUUGGGUCUUUUUUGGAGAUGGGUCAAUGGCCAUGGCUGAAAACUAUAUAGGACGAAACCAGUGAUGUCACAACUCUCUUUUCUGUUUUUGACUCUGUUAAUAAAUUUUACAUGGGACUAAAAACAGAGCAUUUGUGACA